Candidozyma pseudohaemuli is the source of this 3546-nucleotide messenger RNA. RefSeq names its product putative ubiquitin-protein ligase. Bases 1 to 3546 code for a protein of 1181 amino acids. Lineage: Eukaryota; Fungi; Ascomycota; Pichiomycetes; Serinales; Metschnikowiaceae. Gene Ontology annotation, molecular function: ubiquitin protein ligase activity. The transcript is spliced from 4 exons. The record is from RefSeq and is a predicted model, not a curated record. Gene Ontology annotation, biological process: protein ubiquitination; ubiquitin-dependent protein catabolic process via the N-end rule pathway. Gene Ontology annotation, cellular component: cytoplasm; ubiquitin ligase complex.
AUGACACCCAGUCUAGAACUUCAAACAACACUUACUGAUACCGUUGGAGCAGUAUUGGAUUAUGUGAUCGAUGUUAUGUGUCAGAGCGAUCAACAGUUCAACUCAGCUCAAGAAUCAGACGCGAAGCACUAUUCACAAGGUCAUGACCUCGAUCCGCUAAAAUAUGGAUAUUCUGAUAGCGACAAGACUGAUGAGCUUUCACAGAAAUUCUCGCUCAUAGCCUACAAUGAUCAAGUCAGACACUUUCGAGAUGCGGUGCAAAGAAUCCACCUAGCGAGCAAAAAAGUUCCGGAAUUUGCAGAAAUGGUCGCCAAGCGUAUUCAAGAUCACGGGAGAGCUACAGUUGUGAGGUCAAGAGAGCCUAACUUGUUAUUCGAGCGUCAAAGGCUUCUUAGUGCUACUGCAGCUCUCAGUGCAAACACUGAUAUAUCACUAAACAGUUUGAAGAACAGAAGAUGGGGUCAGUUAUUUUUCGAUAUUGGAUAUAUUGUCUCAAGAGGUCAAAAUAGCGAUGUUUCGCUCACUGAUUCUAUGGUCCCCAUGACUUGUGAAAUAUUGGCCUUAUUUCAAGGAAAGCCAACAAUGAAGCGGGAGACCGAAAGUCACGUUGAGUAUGAGAGCUCAGACUACACCGCAUAUUUCCAUGCUAUCCCGAUAAUAUAUCAAUUAGCAGAGUAUGUUACGCAAUGCCUAAAGAUUGGAGAGGCCCAAAAUCGCAAGGAAGAAAUAUUCCAGAGCGCCAUCAGACACGUUGUUAAAGUCAUUCUUCAGCUAGAAAAUCUGCCUUCUUUAAGGGCAGACCAUAAUGAAGUGGAUUAUGGCAUCUUCUCGAAAUCACUUAGAAGCAAGCAAAAAGACGCAAACAAUCCUGUGGUCAGUUUUCUCCAUCCUUUGCAUCUGUUCCUAUCAUGGCUCAUUGAAUAUGCUUCAUUCAAAGACAGUGACGAAUUGAUUCGUUUAAUCCAUGACGCCUCGAUAAAUGCUACGAAUGAUAAUUCGGUCGAGGCCUUGGAGAAUAAAGGACUUUUCAUGAGAAGUCUCACGGUUGAUGAGAUAACGAGGGUGAAAAUUGAGGAUGAGAUAAUCCAUCAAUUAUGUCUUGGUUCUAUGAAUUACACCAAGUUGUGUUCACAAAUUCCUGAACACAUUGUUUCGGAGAGAUUCUUCGAUUCUACUCUUGAAAAGGUGGCUCUGUUCCGAAAACCAACUUCUGGGAAAGAAUCUGGUACUUUUGUUUUGAGAGACGAGUAUUACAAACGGGUCAAUCCGUACUACCAUAAUUACUCCCUGAAUAAGAGGGAUGAGGUGCUAAAGCUCAUGAAAGAACGAGUAACGAGAAGCUCACAGCAAUCAUUGAUCGAUGUGGUAAUUGAGCCUGCGCAUGCAAGCCCUGGCAGAGCAGGUAUAUACCACUCACUUGGCAGGUUUACUUCAUCACAACAUUUUGUCAAUUUUCUUGUAACUUGUCUACGAUACGUUUUGAUGGAAGGAUCUCGUAAGCUAGACGCCUUACUCGACACGUUGCUCCACGUGGUGCAUACUUGUGCAUCAGAGCAGUGGAACGAGCUGAGGGCUGACGAGUCCUUCUGUCAGAGAGCCGUGGGAACAGAUAUUGGGCUGCUGUUGUCCUUGGCAUCAACUUUGUACAAUCUCCUUCUUCAUGAUGAUGUGAAGGAACAUCAUGCUAAAGUAAGAGCGAUCUUCAGAUGUUUACACACGAGCGUCGAUAAUUUUCUUCUGCAAAUGGAAAGACAAGUACCAAAUUUUGACUUGAAGCUCCUACAUGCCCCUGGUAACAAUAUGGUGGAGAACGACUCGGAAAGAAAGAAGCGAUUAGCAACCCGCAGACAAGAAAAGCUUAUGGCGAAGUUCAAAAAACAACAAGCGCUGUUUGUUCAGCAAAACGACUUACUUAAUGACUGCAGUGACACCGAGAUGGAGGAUGCUGAUGAGGAUGGCUGGAAGUUUCCAACGUCUCAUUGUAUUCUCUGUCAAGAUACAGCCAAGGAUGCUGGGCCAUUUGGCUUGAUUGUUCAUGUAUCGAGAUCAUCUGAGUUCAGAGAAAUUCCAUUUGAGGACGACUAUUGGUUAAUGAAAGCGUUCUCGGGCAAUGCUAACUUAGAUCGAGAUGAGAAGCAUACUUACCCUGAAGCGAAGACACAGGCUUUCAAAGAUUUUAUGAAAAAUGUGGAAGAAGGUUCUGUCAUUGGCCCAGGCUUCAAAAAUGAUGGAAAUGUUAGCAGCAAAUUGGUUUCUCUGACCUGCGGUCAUGGAAUGCAUUUUAAUUGCUAUAUUCAAUUUUUGGCGAGUAACCGUUCGAGAUCAAACCAUAUUACCAGAAACACUCCCGAUAAUAUUGAGCACCGAGAAUUUUUAUGUCCUCUUUGCAAAGCGCUCAAUAACAUGUUUGUCCCAAUUUUAUGGACCGCUAACAAUCGAUCAUUGAAAGACUUUCUACUCCCUCCGCCGUCGAGCUUGAAUGCGUUUGAUGAUUUGCUGAGAAACAAAUUACACGACAAGAGUUGGUUCCACACAUUCUGCAAAGCAGCCUCCAACGACUUGCAAGAGUAUGCUAUUCUCACCAAUGUUGCGAGAGAUAUUAUAGGCCAAGAUUCGGACUCACUUUCAUCCACUGGGCAGCAACAAUUCCGCAUUCUUCUCUCUAAUAUGUUUCAGAUCUUGUCACUUUUGACAUUUCCGCAGAUAUUCAAGGCGGAUUCUUCCAAUAUUCUUGUGAAUACUAUCAAGGCUACAGAAAUCAGCUUGCGAGGAGUUUGUGACAGUUCCGGAUUGGUCUAUCAUCAGAUAAGCAACAAUGCUUUAAUCAAUUUAAGAGCUUUAAACGAGUUCAGGAUUACUAGUCUCAUGAUGAAAACAUCGAAUUGGGUGAAGAACUCUCAUCAGAAACCGGACACUCAUGUAAAGAUUCUCGCGAACUUGCUAACACUAUCGGCCGAAAAUUUUAAUAAGUCAAUACUCCAGCAUGAUUUCUUGGAGAUUCUUGUCAAUGUCUUUCCAAUGCCAGGCGCUGGCUUCUCCUUUCACGAAAUUUUACGGGCGUGCUUCAUUGGCCAUGUGAUACAAACUUUGAAUAUUCUUUCCACAAAAAUCGAGGAGAAAGGUUUUUUCAAUAAUGAUGUGAUUUCAAUUUUAGAUAUCCCAUUCUCAGAGAUGAUAGCUCCCGAUGAUGCCCGCACUGUGUUUCAUUUAUUCAAAGCUUUGCUUGAACCUGGCUCGCUUAGAAGGCUAAGCAGUGCCAUCUCAUCAGAAAUUUUAGGGUAUGUUCUUUACUCGAUGUUGCUCAAGAGUGUUACGCCAUUUUUGCGUCAAUCUACGAUCUUUGCAUUUGUGAACUGUCACUUCGAUAGUGGGCCUAACGAGGAAAGUGAGAGCUCGAUAUUCGAGGCAGACAAAUUAGCUGUCUACCUACUGCAAGAUCGGUAUGACGAGUUUGUCAGAUCGUUAUGGCUUCAGCAUAACAUUCCGAAUUAUAUCGUUAGGAGACUCGAUGGCGUCAUUGAUGCUGGUGGAUGGGAGACCUUGUGA